AUGAAAAUCGCGAUUCUUGCCUCUGUCUUUGAGGUAACGUCGAGCGCUCUGAGAUGCACUUGCGAGGAUAUUCCUGAUAAAAUAAUUUGCAACUGGGAUUUCAUUGGUAUUGGCAAUGUUUACAAGACUGGACCGCGCUACAAUCCUUAUUUGAAACAGACAUACGGAUUCGUCGGAGAUAUUGUCAGAGUAAGAGUAAUCUAG
Messenger RNA from Cylicocyclus nassatus, 204 nucleotides. The record is from the annotation of a GenBank genome assembly. NCBI's taxonomy places the organism in Eukaryota, Metazoa, Nematoda, Chromadorea, Rhabditida, Strongylidae.